This is a messenger RNA of Oikopleura dioica, 618 nucleotides long. The record is from the annotation of a GenBank genome assembly. Lineage: Eukaryota; Metazoa; Chordata; Appendicularia; Copelata; Oikopleuridae.
AUGGAACUUUUCGUGCCGAUAACUCCAAGGAAAAUUCUUGGCUGGCUUUCUGCAUGUCAACUUCUGCUAAUUUCCGCUUGUCUCGGCUGUUCUGCUUAUUUGGUGGCUGCUGAAGUUCUGCCGCCGUUUUCCAUUACUUCUAUUGUGCUCACUUGCGUUGCCUUUUGCUGUGCCUUGAUCGGAAUCAUCGCUACUUCUCUGGACCAUCCGCAGCUCUACUUCGCUUACAAAAUCCUCUCAAUCCUCAUCACCAUCUUCAACAUGCUUGUGCUCGCCUAUUUCACCUACGUUGCCAUCGACCACUCGCUCAACAAUCUCUCCAAGCCCCUGCAAAUGCGUUGGAAUUCGCAAAAUGAAGAAUUCAACCCGAUGGUCGGAGUUGUCGCCGCCGCUUUUGCUUCAGAAAUGAGCUUGUUCAUUUGCUCCUCGUUUUAUACAAGCCAGGCGAGAAGAAACGCACUGUAUAGAAUUCAAAACGAAGAAAUCGACGCUCUUCUACAAGAGCACGAUGACUUCGACGACAACCACUCGCAAUCGAGCUACCACAUUCAAGUUCGCAGUCAAAAUCAGUUCCUCAACAACUCCCGUCUUGAAGACAGUAUCGCUUCUUCCCACUAA